AUGAGGUACCAUAGUCAUUGUAUGAUGGCAUUCCUCAUUUUGCGAUGGGAUACUGCUCUUGGUUAUCCCCAAGGAAUCUUACUGGACGAGGCCAUCGCUACAGCAGAGCGCAUACCAGCUUUGGCCGACUCGGGCCGACUGCCUUCAGGAUCGAAUACUCGAAUAAUCCGCAGGGCCGACAUUGCAACAACCGCGCCUGAUCCAAGCCGCCGCUCGCAAAGAGAAUUAAAAUCAAUCACACGGCAUGAUAACUCAAAAGUUAUAAACUCGAAAACGGUGAUCCAUGACAAUGGAGAGGAGUCGUGGUCUGUUCACAGUAGUCUGGUUCCUGAAACCAAAACCAAUUGUACCAAAUCCGAUGCUCGUACAACAACAGAAAAGUGUCUGACAGAUAAGCUAGAAGUGCGCAUAAGUGGCACCAUGCCAAAGACUGCAAACGCUUCCGUGCUUGCUGAAAAAGUUAUGAAGGUCGUCAAAGAAAGUAUCCAAGGCGACUCUAGCGUAGAUUUUGCGCAAAACAACAAGAGUAGUCAAGUCGUGACAAAUCCGACCGAUGUAGCCGACGGGCAGUCUGCCACAGGUAGGCUCUUGCAUUCCCCAAGCGGUCAAGCCGACGACUUAAGCCGAAGUGGUCAAACAACUCCUACCACAAAUCAAUCGACUGCGAACACAGGCGCGCCAACAUCUCGGCAGGAACAGGAUAGUGUAGCUUCAGGGAGACCCAAUGAUACUGUUCCUCAGAUAACUGCCGCUCCUCCGGUCCAAAACCCAGAUAAUACAAUCAGCUUAACCAACGGAACUGCCACGUCUUGGGCUCUAAACCCAGAUAAUACAACGAGUUUGAGUAGCAAUGGGACCAUCAAUUCAACUGCUAGUCCGGCCUUAGACCAACCACCAGCUCAAAUAGGGCUUGUGGCGCCACCGUCACCAAGCAUCAGUGGCAGUGGUGAGCAGAAUACUACUAGUGAGCAGAACAUCGCUGAAACACAAGUAAAACAUAACUCGUCGCUUGGACUACCCACCAGGCCGAUUGUUGGUAUUCCACAAGAUUUAAAAGAACCUGCUAACGAGACGAAAGAACUCUCAACGCCUAAUGGACAAACUGGCAACCUCACAAAAUCCAAACUCGAGCAGGAUGGCGAUGUUUACAGCAAACCAUUUGGAGUGAUGAUCCUACCGAAGUCACAGAAACUAGAGAGUCUGCCGCCCGGAACAGUUAUUAUCAUACCUCAGGGCCAAAACACAAAAACGGAAAAACCUGAAAGAAGCCUGUCAUUGUCGCUUUCGUCUGGGCCACAGCUUUCACAAAACCGCAGCACCACUGUUUUGACUGGGUCAGAUCAUUCCCCGAAUGGCGAUGCCAUGGCUUUGCCAGGGUCGCAUGUUUUACAGAAUGGCAGUGCUACAGUAUCGCCUGGACCUCAACUCACACAAAAUGGCAGUGUAAUGCCGUCUGGACCUCAACUUGCUCAAAAUGGCAUCACUGUAUCGGGCCACAAUCACUCGUCUUCACCCGCCAAAACUCCAUCCCAAUCUCCAGAAACUCCCCUCGUCAACCAGGCUCCACUGCCGCCUACGAUUGACGCGACUCACUUGUCAUCACCUCAACCCCUUCAACCACCCCCUGGAUCCGCAACACCUAUACAGGCACCCGCAAACAAAGCCGGAAAUGUCAAAAUAAUUCUUCCUGUAAGAAAUCCUCUGCAAUCAUCUCACCCGAUAAUGCUAUUCCAACUAUGA
Messenger RNA from Puccinia triticina, 1740 nucleotides. RefSeq lists its product as uncharacterized. The coding region runs from base 1 to 1740 and encodes 579 amino acids. The record is from RefSeq and is a predicted model, not a curated record. The transcript has 7 exons. Lineage: Eukaryota; Fungi; Basidiomycota; Pucciniomycetes; Pucciniales; Pucciniaceae.